Messenger RNA from Camelina sativa (false flax), 443 nucleotides. Lineage: Eukaryota; Viridiplantae; Streptophyta; Magnoliopsida; Brassicales; Brassicaceae. The record is from RefSeq and is a predicted model, not a curated record.
GUUUAAGCUUGAGGGGCUGUAGAGGUUGACAAAACCCAACAGAACGGUUUCGUUUAUGCCGCUACUCGGAGGCUUUAUCGCUGACUCGUUUCUCGGUCGUUUCCGCACCAUCGUCAUCGCAUCUUCUCUAUAUAUCUUGGGACUUGGGUUGCUGUCUAUUUCAGCCAUGACUCCUUCAAACACCGAAGAUUCGAAUCAGUUCCAAGUGACAUUCUUCUUCUGCUCUCUGUAUCUUGUAGCAAUAGGACUAGGCGGUUACAAACCGUGUAUUAAGGUAUUUGGGGCUGAUCAGUUCGAUGGUAACGAUCUAAGAGAGAGAAAAGCCAAGAGUUCCUUCUUCAACUGGAUGUUCUUUGGAAACUGUAUUAGCAUAUUGACGACUCGUUUGGUCUCUACCUACAUCCAAGAGAACCUAAGCUGGUCAAUAGGUUUUGGUAUCACAA